Messenger RNA from Alternaria arborescens, 924 nucleotides. RefSeq lists its product as hypothetical. Gene Ontology annotation, cellular component: membrane. Bases 1 to 924 code for a protein of 307 amino acids. The record is from RefSeq and is a predicted model, not a curated record. Lineage: Eukaryota; Fungi; Ascomycota; Dothideomycetes; Pleosporales; Pleosporaceae. Gene Ontology annotation, molecular function: lipase activity. The transcript has 6 exons.
AUGUCCGUUGAGGAAGGCACCCAUACCUUGCCCGAUGGCAAACAGCUGUAUACGAAAACAUUCAGGACGGACGGACCGGCAAAAGCCCGACUUGUAUUCAUCCAUGGUUUCUCAGAUCACGUCAACACCUACGGCGGCUUCUUUCCCCAUCUGGCCUCUAGAGGCAUUGAAGUUUACACGUUCGACCAGAGGGGAUGGGGCCGCUCUGUAACGAAACCCGCCGAGCGAGGAGACACGGGCCCGACUAGUCAGGUCCUUGACGAUAUCACCUCCUUUAUCAAGACAUUGAUUCCGAGCCCGGUACCGCUCUUCAUGAUGGGGCAUUCCAUGGGCGGCGGUGAGACCCUUUGCUACGCUGCACAAGGUCCAGAGGAAGUCCGCAAGCACAUUCGCGGCUUUCUCUUGGAGUCGCCGUUUGUCGACUUCGAUCCCAAGUCCAAGCCCUCUCCCGUCACAGUCUUUUUUGGCAGAGUCGCUGGAAAGCUCAUGGCGAAACGUCAGCUGACCAACAAGCUGGAUCCUAAACUUAUCUCACGAGACCCGGCGGUUUGCAAGCAAUUCGACGAGGAUGAGCUCUGCCAUGAUACGGGCACGCUCGAGGGGCUUGCAGGACUGCUCGAUCGAACCAAUGCUUUGUCUAGCGGCAAGGUCGUGAUACCUGACAAUGCUGGAGAGGGUGGCGUGACGAGGAUCUGGAUCGCGCAUGGAGAACAAGAUGGCAUCACCAGCUACCCUGCUUCGAAACGCCUGUUCAGUGCCCUACAAGUCAAGGACAAGGAGUUCAAGUCGUACGCGGGAUGCUACCAUCGCUUACAUGACGAGCCUAGUCCUGAUAAAGACGCCUUCCGGGACGACGUUGUCAACUGGAUACUUGCUCGCGCGACAGACCCUGCGGGCGAAGAUAGUGCAAAGCCAAGGCUAUAA